This is a messenger RNA of Chiloscyllium plagiosum (whitespotted bambooshark), 1806 nucleotides long. The record is from RefSeq and is a predicted model, not a curated record. Lineage: Eukaryota; Metazoa; Chordata; Chondrichthyes; Orectolobiformes; Hemiscylliidae.
AUCAGGACCGACACCGGGAUCAGGACCCAGACCGGGAUCAGCCCUGACACCGGGAUCAGGACCCAGACCGGGAUCAGGACCCAGACCGGGAUCAGGACCGACACCGGGAUCAGCCCCCAGACCGGGAUCAGGACCGACACCGGGAUCAGGACCGACACCGGGAUCAGGACCCAAACCGGGAUCAGGAUGAGCCGCAUAGGAAACAGCUCCAUUGGGCUGCCCCGGGCGCUCAGCCUGAGGAGCGUGCCCCGGACCUUCUCCGUUUCCUCCUCGAAUUUACUGAGCGACGGCCCCCGAGCGGAGAUCGACCAGAAACUGCGGGCGGCCCGGACCCAGGAGAAGGAGGAGAUCAAGGGGCUGAACAACAAGUUCUCGGAUGUUAUCAUGCGGGUUCGUAAGCUAGAACAGGAGAAUCAGGUGCUGGAGACACGAUGGGAUCUGCUGAAGCAUGCAGACACGUACAAAUCAAACGCUGACAAAAUUGUCAACAUGUUCUGCAACAAACUGAAGCAGCAACUCAGUGAUCUGGAGAAGGAGAGAGAGCACCUGAAGCUGCAGAUCUCACAAACACAACAAAUGGUCGAAGACUUCAAAGGGAAGUAUGAAGAUGAGAUUAACUCCCGUACUGCAAUGGAGAAUGAAUUUGUGGUCCUUAAGAAGGAAGUAGAUGAUGCCUAUUUUCAAAAGGUUGAGCUGGAAUCGAAACUGGAAUAUCUCACCAAUCUGAUUGAGUUCCUGAAGCUCCUGUAUGCUGAGGAACUCCAAGAGCUGCAAUCACAAAUCCAAAGCACUGCUGUCACACUCAAGGUCAACAACAAACGCCAACUCGACAUGAAACAGAUUAUUGAUGACAUCAAGCUGCAGCAUGCUGAAAUCGCAGCCAGGAACAAGCAGGAGGCUGAUGCCUGGUAUCAGAACAAGCUAUCAGAUCUGGAGAAUGAUAAGGCGAGACAGAACAACGACCUCAGAGAUGCAAAGAACGAGUUUGCCAAUUGCUCUCGUUAUCUGCAAAAGCUGAAGUCAGACAUUGAUGGGCUUCAGAACCAGCGUGCCUCCCUGGAGUCUAACAUCAGGGAUACAGACGAACGUGGGCAGAUUGCCAUCAAUGAGGCCAAGCAGCAUAUCCAGCAGCUGCAGGAAGCUCUGCGUAAGAUUAAGACGGAUAUGGCCGAACAGAUGCGUGAGCACCAAGAAUUACUUAACGCCAACCUGGCGCUGGACAUGGAGAUUGCCACCUAUAAAAAGCUCCUGGAUGGAGAGGAGGAAAGAGACGGAGUUCCAGCCAGUGGCACCAUAACCCGAGUGGUCAGCUCAUCAUCGGUCAACCCAAAAGGAGCAUUUGUCAGGAAAAAUUCAAAAUUCAUGACUUAAGAUCAUUCGGUUUCUGUGGAUGGUUUGGAAGGGAUGGAAAUGAGAAUCAAUUUCUCUCUGAUCGAAGAGCCUAUCACUGACAGUUCACAUGUGAAGGCCCACCCUCCACAUCAUCGCCAGCAGAGAAACAGCAAGACAACAAACUGAAUCUUUCUCUCGUUCAGAUCUGAGUUUUAAUUAUCUUUGAAGUAAAGAUUGUAUAUUGAAUAAACUCUAUUUAGGGUAAUGCAUUGCUAACCACUCACCAUUAUAACACUUCUUACCUGUUUAUUUUGUCUGACUUUGCUUAGUUCUCUGUACCCUGCCCCUGUCCAUCCAAAUCCCCAAGUACAGCAUCACAGACAUUUACACCCUUGCCCCUGGACCACUCUCCCUCACUCCUACCGACCCACUCUCUCCCCCGCUCCCAAUCCCACACUGUCCUCAUGCCGUCCC